This is a messenger RNA of Eucalyptus grandis, 2562 nucleotides long. RefSeq names its product GRAS family protein RAM1-like. Gene Ontology annotation, biological process: regulation of DNA-templated transcription. Gene Ontology annotation, molecular function: DNA-binding transcription factor activity; sequence-specific DNA binding. The record is from RefSeq and is a predicted model, not a curated record. Gene Ontology annotation, cellular component: nucleus. The transcript is spliced from 2 exons. Bases 339 to 2429 code for a protein of 696 amino acids. NCBI's taxonomy places the organism in Eukaryota, Viridiplantae, Streptophyta, Magnoliopsida, Myrtales, Myrtaceae.
GCUUCGCCUCGGGCACGAGGCGAUGAUGAAAACGUAGGCGGGAUUUGGCGCAUCCCCUCCGAUCGCAUGGAACUACGUCUGCAGUUCGUCUCGUCUUCUCUCGCUCAUCCUUUCUCUCUCGCCGUCGUCUGUACGUGCGGACAAAAGGGUAGAGAGAGAAUGCCUCCAAACGAGAGUCUUUUUCUUGCAGAAAAAGCUCUAGAACUCGAGAAACUCUAGAAAACACCAAUGGCCCAUCACUCCCCGAACCGCCGCCGUCCCCAUUAAAGCUCCUCCUUCUUUUACUUCUCCAAAGUUUCGGUGAAUGAGACCUUUUGAGAGAGAGAGAGAGAGAGGACAUGAUCAAUUCUUUGUGUGGCAGCAUGGGGUCGCUCAAGAGCGAGAGCUCAUGCGCCAGCAAGAACCACCUGUCGACGUCGCCGACUGGCUCGUCGUCCCUCUCCCUCGCAGAUUCCAAGAAGACGCCUCCUCCGACUGAGAUGGAUCGUAGCGGCAGCUUGACCCCGCCGAGCCUCAGCUUCCCGUCGCUCAAGGCCCAGAUGGAGGAAGAAGCCGAGGUCCAGUCCCCCACGACCGCCCUCCUCGAGUCCUUCUUCUCCGACCAGCUCGAUGGUGACUUCAUGAUCUCUUCCCCAGUGAGGGCCCCCAGUGGUACCGACGGUAAUCUUUCAUCGUUACCUCACAGCCCGAACUUCAGCUACAUCAACAGCUUGACCUAUGCCAACAACAUCCAAGGGCAGUCACUCUCGUGGUACUCUCCGCCACGGCUCUUCUCGUCGCCGCUCAGCCUGCUCCGAGGGAAGGGCAUGAGCCCUCUCCACAAGGUCAACAAUUCGUCCACCACCACCACCAACAACAACAACAACAAUAGCAGCAGCAAUAGCAAUAUUAAUAACAACGACAACCGCAGCAGCAAUAGUAAUAACAAUCAUAAUCAGUAUAUGCAAGUUGGUAGUAAUCUUGCUCUGCCUGCUAUCGAGGACUACUUGGAGGACUACCAGAAGGAUGAGUUCGGGGUGUACCCUUCGCAGUUCGACGCCAGCCCAAUGCUGGAGUGCGUGUCUGUAGGACCGAGGUAUGGCGGGCCGAUGAGCGAGACAGUGGGCAGCGCGUCUCAGCUCACUCAAGAGGGCGACGUGUACCAUCAGAUGAGCUGUGUGUCGAGUUCGCAGAUGCCUCUGUCUCAGCAGCUGCAACAAGAGCACCUCCACGAGAAGUGGCAACAGCAACAUGAUCAGUCGACCCAUCAGCAUCAGCAAAACAUGGCUGACACUUUAAUGAUGCCCAUAGCUAUUGGCUCCGAACAGGAACAAGACAGUGGGCUUCAACUAGUGCACCUCCUCCUCGCGUGUGCUGAAGCAGUGGCCAAAGAUGACUACAUGCUGGCCCGGAAGUACCUCCACCACCUCAACCGCAUCGUCUCGCCCAUCGGCGAUUCCAUGCAACGUGUCGCCUCCUGCUUCACCGAAGCCCUGAGUGCCCGCCUCACCGCCACCCUCACCACUCGCCCCACCUCGUCCUCAGCCAAGCCCUUCACACCCUUCCCCCCAAACUCCCCUGAAAUCCUCAAGUACUACCAAAUCCUCUACCAGGCCUGCCCCUACAUAAAAUUUGCGCAUUUCACCGCGAACCAAGUCAUCUUUGAGGCGAUCGAGUUUGAGGAGCGCGUCCACGUGAUUGACCUGGACAUCCACCAGGGCUACCAGUGGCCAGCCUUCAUGCAGGCCCUCGCUGCCCGGCCCGCAGGGGCCCCCUUCCUUCGAAUAACCGGAGUCGGCCCUGAGAUCGAGGCCGUGUGCGAGACUGGCCGGUGCCUCACGGAGCUCGCCCACUCCCUCCAUAUCCCCUUUGAGUUCCACCCGGUGGGCGAGCAGCUUGAGGACCUCAAGCCCCACAUGCUGAACCGACGGGUCGGGGAGGCACUGGCAGUGAGCUCCGUGAACCGCCUCCACCGCGUCCCCGCACAUUGCCUCGGGAGCCUGCUCUCCAUGAUCCGCGACCAGGCCCCGAACAUCGUGACCCUCGUCGAGCAGGAGGCGAGCCACAACGGGCCCUACUUCCUGGGCCGGUUCCUCGAGGCGCUGCACUACUACUCGGCCAUCUUCGACUCACUGGACGCCACGUUCCCGCCGGAUUCGGCGCAGAGGGCGCAAGUGGAGCAGUACAUCUUCGCACCGGAGAUACGGAACGUGGUGGCAUGCGAGGGGGCGGAGCGGACGGUGCGGCAUGAGCGGCUCGAGAAGUGGAGGAAGGCGAUGGAGGGGAAGGGGUUCAAGGGGGUGCCGCUGAGCGGGAACGCGGUGACCCAGUCGAAGAUCUUGCUGGACCUGUACUCGAGCGACGGGUACCGGUUGACGGAGGACAAGGGCUGCUUGCUCUUGGGUUGGCAAGAUAGGGCCAUCAUGGCCGCGUCUGCAUGGCGGUGUUAAAAAUUUAAGCUUUUCCUUCUUCUUUCCCUCUCUCUACGUGCAGUUUGUCUCUUUUGCCCUUGUUGAUUUCUGCUUUUUACGCAAUGGACCGGUUUCGUGGAAGUUAAAAUUAAUGGAAAGAGUUGGAAAGAGA